Molecule: messenger RNA, 1212 nt
Organism: Pieris macdunnoughi
Lineage: Eukaryota; Metazoa; Arthropoda; Insecta; Lepidoptera; Pieridae
Source: the annotation of a GenBank genome assembly
AUGGCUGAUAAUAAGUUAUACGAAAUAUUAGGUGUAUCCAGGAAUGCAAGUGACACAGAAAUUAAACGAAAUUAUCACAAGUUAGCAAAAGAAUUUCACCCUGAUGUUAACCCAAAUGCUGGUGAUCGUUUUAAAGAGAUUAGUUACGCCUAUGAUGUAUUAUCUGACUCUAAAAAGCGACAAGUUUAUGAUCAAUAUGGGUUGAAAGGGCUCCAAGAAGGUGGUCAAGGCGGUGGUGCUCAAGAUGAUAUAUUUCGCCAUUUCUUUGGUGAUAUUUUCGGAAUGGGUGGUCGACGGACUCGCGGAAGAGCGCGUGGUGAAGAUACUAUUCAUACAUUGAAAGUGUCUUUAGAAGAUAUGUAUGUAGGAAAAACGGCAAAAUUGCAGCUGAGUAAAAAUGUUAUCUGUGGGCCAUGUAAGGGUGUAGGUGGUAAACCUGGUGCAGUUGUUUCUUGUAGUGACUGCCAUGGACAAGGCAUAAAAGUAUCCUUUCAACGGAUUGGCCCUAACAUGACCCGACAAUUGCAAAGUCGCUGUCCCACUUGUCAAGGCCAAGGUGAAACAAUAAAUGACAAAGACAAAUGCUCAAAAUGUAAAGGAAAGAAAGUUUUAAAUGAAACUAAAAUUCUUGAAGUACAUGUAGAAAAAGGAAUGCGUGAAAAUCAAAAAAUUAUCUUUCGAGGAGAAGGUGAUCAGGCACCCGAUGUUGAACCAGGAGAUGUUAUCAUUGUACUUCAACAAAAAGCCCAUGAUGUUUUUCAAAGGAAUAGUGAUGAUCUUAUAAUAAGACGUGAUAUUUCUUUGACUGAAGCACUAUGUGGUUUUGAAUUUGUUGUCAAACAUCUUGAUGGACGUGAUCUUCUCAUUAGACAUGCAGCAGGAGAAGUAAUUAAGCCAGGAGACUUAAAAGGAAUAAAAGGUGAAGGAAUGCCGCAACAUAAAAACCCCUUUGAAAAGGGGAAUUUAUAUAUUAAGUUUGAAGUUACUUUCCCGGAAAACAACUUUGCAGCAGAAGAGCAAUUAAGACAGAUAGAAACUGUGCUUCCACCUCGUCCUGCUUUUGUCAUGCCUACAGGUGAAGAUGUUGAGGAAGUCAACCUAAUGGAUUACACACCUAGUGAGAGGAAUCGUGUUACUAGGGAGGAAGCAUAUGCUAGUGAUGAUGAAGAACACAUGCAUUCAGGGCCAGGAGUUCAGUGUGCUCAUCAAUAG